AUGGAGGCCCGAAAGAUCAUCGAGGGCGUCCAGGGUAUCUACGGCGGCCAAACUACUCAUGGUACCUUGCGACUGACCGACUUUCACCUGGUAUUCUGCGCACCCAUCGAUCAGUCGGGCAAACCCCCAGAAGAUCCUUCCCAGAAGCCCAAGGUGCGCGAAAGAUGGAUCCCGUUCCCCAUGCUAUCUUAUUGCGCCAUCCGGCCCGUUCCACCUGGAUCUCGACAGGCGCCGUCUAUCCGUAUGCGAUGCCGUGACUUCACUUUUGUGACGUUCAACUUUACCGAUAGCGAGAUCGCGCGCGAAGCCUUCGAGUUCAUCAAGUCUCGAACAUGCAAAUUAGGAACGGUGGAGAAGCUCUAUGCCUUUAAUCACAAGCCCCUUAAGUUUGAGCGCGAGGUUGCCGGCUGGUCCUUCUACGAUCCGAAAGCGGAAUUCAGACGGCAAGGAAUCAGCGAGAAGCUGCCCGACAAAGGCUGGAGGAUCACUCACAUCAACAAGGACUAUACUUUCUGCGACACUUAUCCUGCUUUCUUGGUUGUCCCUACCAAAAUAUCGGACAACGUUCUCAAAUAUGCAAAGGAGUUCCGUUCGAGGAAUCGUGUGCCUGCGCUGUCAUACAUCCAUCCCAUCAACAACUGCACCAUCACUCGAAGCUCUCAGCCACUUUCAGGUAUUACAAGAAAGACAAAUGUCCAAGACGAAAAACUUGUAGCAGCAUCGUUCAAUGCGUUGAUGCCAUCGGGAUCCGAAGACACAACACCCCUCUCAAGUCAAGCCGAUGUGUCUCUAGGGAACUCAUCACUGGAACCGGAGCUUUCAGAGACGGAACGCUAUGAAGAUGAGCUUAUUUCAAGAUCUACUGCUGUCUAUGACGCCUCUGGAAAGCGACAAGUGUAUGGAGCACAACAGAGUAAUUUGAUUGUGGACGCCCGUCCGACUAUCAAUGCAAUGGUCAAUCAAGUACAAGGAAUGGGCUCGGAGAAUAUGGACAAGUAUAAGUUCGCUCGGAAAAUCUUCCUUAGUAUUGAGAAUAUCCACGUCAUGCGAAGCUCUCUCAAUAAGGUCGUUGAUGCUCUCAAGGAUGCAGACAUCUCCCCUUUACCACCAAAUAGAGAGCUGCUCCAACAUAGUAAUUGGUUACGGCACAUCCAUGAUGUGCUGGAUGGCUCAGCUAUUAUCACCAGACAGAUUGGCAUCAACCACUCACAUGUCCUCAUUCACUGCUCUGAUGGCUGGGACCGCACAAGUCAACUAAGCGCUUUAGCUCAAAUCAUGCUGGACCCUUAUUUUCGCACCAUCGAGGGUUUCAUCGUUCUUGUGGAGAAGGACUGGCUUUCGUUCGGUCACAUGUUUAGAUUGCGAUCUGGUCACUUGAAUCACGAGGACUGGUUCACGGUUCAAAAGGACGCUUUUGCAGGUGCGAAGGUGCAACCUGGAGAGAACGACGGUAGAGGUGACGCAUUCCAGAAUGUGUUGAGUGGCGCGAAGCGAUUUUUCAAUCAGAACAAGGACGAUCCAGACUUGGCUGCGGUCAGUGAAACGGCACCUGGUAAGGUUGUUGAUGAUGAAGCUACCAGCCCAAAGAUGGUCAGUCCUGUCUUUCAUCAAUUUCUCGACUGCACUUAUCAGCUUCUACGCCAAAACAAGACUCGCUUCGAGUAUAACGAACGAUUUCUACGACGUCUCCUAUACCAUUUGUACUCUUGCCAAUACGGCACAUUCUUGUUCAAUUCUGAGAAACAAAGAAAAGACGCCCGAGCCGCAGAGCGGACAUCUUCGGUUUGGGACUACUUCCUCUGUCGUCGAGCUGAGUUCACGAACCCAGACUAUGACGCCAGUAUCGACGAUCAUGUCAAGGGGCAGGAGAGAAUUCUGCUACCGCGACUCAAGGAGAUCAGGUGGUGGCAUCAGUUGUUUGGAAGAACAGAGGAUGAGAUGAAUGGUGGCCUCAACGCCGCAGCCGCAGCAGAAACGGAUCGGCAAACCGCCAUAUCGAAUCUCCAGUAUCCCAGCGUCAUUCAAGCAGAUGCUGAUCCUAGAGCAUCAACUUCGAGCUCCAAAUCAGAACCUCCCUCAGUCCUUUCUGGAGUUGAAACUGCACACGAGAUAUUGACUCCUGAGUCACGGCAUACACCAAUUGAACGAAGCGCAUCUACCGAGCCCAGUGGCAACACCUUUACCGCUAUUCGAGACGGUAUCGCGAACCUCAACCUUGGCAAAGGAAUGUUAGGGCAACUUGCAAAUACUAGCGAGUCUACUUCAUCCUCAACUUCAGCUCCCGCCCCUUCUCGCAGCGACCAGGAGCUGGGUGAGAUGACAUAG
Molecule: messenger RNA, 2325 nt
Organism: Fusarium sp. VM40
Lineage: Eukaryota; Fungi; Ascomycota; Sordariomycetes; Hypocreales; Nectriaceae
Source: the annotation of a GenBank genome assembly